Molecule: messenger RNA, 738 nt
Organism: Rotaria sp. Silwood2
Lineage: Eukaryota; Metazoa; Rotifera; Eurotatoria; Philodinida; Philodinidae
Source: the annotation of a GenBank genome assembly
AUGGCAUCACUAACAAAAGACGAUGAAUUAUGUUCAUUUGAUGUACCAGAAACAGAACGUCAUCCGAGUGGUUAUACAAUUUAUAAAAUUGUAUUACAAGUUACACCAAAAGAACUAACAGAAAAUAGUUAUCAACUAAUUUAUUGGAAACGAUAUAAUGAUAUUCGAAAAUUUUACGAUAUUCUUCAUCGUUAUCAUCAAGCUAUUUUUCGUCCUGGUAAAUUUCCUGAUUUUCCAGAUAAACCACGAUUUAUGGAACGUUUUGAUCCAGUUAUUGUUGAAGAAAGACGUGUUGCUACUAAACAUUUUCUUAAUUAUGCUUUACAACAUUUGUAUUUACGUACACAUGAUGCUUAUUUAAAUUUUUUUCAGAAAGGUGAAAAAAUUCUAUUACCGGAUGUUGAAACAGCUACAUUACAACCAGAAAUAGUCAAUCCACAACCACAAACACCUACUAAUAUCAUCUCGAAUUCACCAUCAAUUACAACAAAUGAACCAGUAAUAGAAUUAAAACAAGAUGAACUUUUAUUUACGAAUGAUGAAGAAGAAAAAAUCGAACAUGUAACUAAUACAUGUGUUAAAAUACUUGAAGAUCUAAGUGAUCUUCAAUUUGAACAACAAGAACAAAUGAAUAAGGAAAAAGAAGAAUUUGAUUUAAUUCAAGAAGAAGUUAAUGAAGCUGCAAAUUUACUUUCACUACCAUUGGCAACAACUACAAAUAAAAAUACUUCGUCCUAA